AUGAGCAAGAACCCGCCAUCACCUAUUUCUGAGCCAUCGGAGCCAGGGGGAAAUCUAUUGAGUUUGAGUGAGUUGAGUGGGUUAAGAGCGGUAUUAGAUGACAAACACGGGGAUGCACCAUUCCUAUACGCCACUUCACUGAAAUUAUUAAAUCACGCUAUUGAAUCUUCAAACACACUGUCAAAACAAUCAAUUCACACAAAUAACAAUAUCGAUAAAAUUGAGCUGGAGUCGUUGAAGAGGCAAGCCGAAGCUCUUUCUUGGAAAUUGGAGAGAUCUCGAUGGGAUGCACGCCUCACUCGCUGGGAAGCUCACGAUGAGAUUGAGCCUCAAGGUACCUCUGUACUUCACCAAGAUAUUCAAUCUGAGAACAGAAUGCUAGUUGGCGAUAAGCGUGUUCUUAAAAAUAAGCUCGAGGAAGCCUUACGUAGGGCGAAUAGAUUAGAAAAUGAAUUACGUCAGAUACGCGCUACGCUCAUCACCAAAGCUCAUCCAGGUAUUGAGGCCUGGAAAGACGCUGCUUGGCAUGACGGUGAUGGUUCACGCUCUGAUCAGUAUGGGAUGGGUGACGCACGCGCUGAGCAUCUACUCCUUGCUUCCAAACGUUUAAACACGCUUAUUCGCAAAUCCAAUAACCCUGAAGAACAGUCAUCGCUCCAACCCAAGCAGAUAUCGCGGCGCAAAGCCAUGCACAGUGCGUCAUCCUCCACGCCCAAACAGCAGCAGCACAAUGGCAUAGAGAAUCUCAUAAAUGCAGCUACUUCCGUCUUUGACAACCAGCACGGGCGCAGUGUGAGCAGAUCGCCUACCAAGCCUCGACCAUACUCCCCAUCCCCUCAAACCUCGCCGAAGCGAAGAAGACUACCAGCAAUCAACACCAUAUCUAACAGCACUGACAGAAAGAAUUACGUUACUGGUGGGGAGAACAGGAACGAGGAUCCAUAUCUACACUACAAUUCGAGUCCAACGAAACCAACAACACAGAUGAAGGAGCAGCAGCAGGACAACAAGGGGUCGGCGCUUGAUUUUCUCGCCGAUCACGCAGUGGAACAGAGCAAUAAUGAAACACCGACGAGCUCGUAUGCGCUGCCACCUAAGCUGAACGCACUCGAGAAGGAUAGAGAGCAUAUCAACGAGUUGGGACCACCACUGCGACUGAGAGGCAGCUCCCCGCCGACGCCCUCUUCGCCUGUUGAAUCCCCAACGAAGAAGCGACUCACAUGGGGCACACCUAAGACGGAUGCAAGCAGCCCACGCGUAAAGACUGAGCCGGGAGUGGGAAUGAGUGGUUUAGGGGUGAGUGCGACACCUCCAAUGCCUCAACAGGCAGUAGUGCAUCCACAGCAAGGAGCGGGAGUACAAAGCGUACAGGAAGGACAAACACCACAAAUACAACACACACAACUUACAAAACACACACAAAAUACACCUCAACCUCCACCUUCAAUUGUCGCCCCUCAUCCAAUGCAGCAACACCCCUCGCAUCACCCAUCGGCAGCAUUCAGCAUCCCACCAGCUGGGUUCACUUCAAUGCGACCAGUGGGACCUUCGAACAAUUCGCGUGCGCCAUACACUAAGUGGACAGGUGCGGAAGAUGCGCUCCUCGCGAAAGCGGUGUCAAUCCAUGGACAGAAAUGGGAUGCGGUGAGCAAGAUGGUGGGAACUCGCUCGUACCACCAAGUACGACAGCGAUACCUGCGCAAGUCUGGACAAAACGGGACAGGGGGCAAGUUGGGACAACACAACACGCGCAAUAGCAAUAGUAACAAUACGAGUUAUGAUAGAGAUGACAGGGAAGAUGAGGAUGAUGAAAGUAUGGAUUAUAGCAAUCACUCUACACCUCAACCUAACGCUAAUGCGGGAGGUAGUUCUCAUAAUACACCGGCUUCUCACCGACCCAACACCAGAGCUAACUCGCCGUCAAGGAAGGAAGUCUUUGCCAAGUAG
This is a messenger RNA of Wallemia ichthyophaga EXF-994, 1947 nucleotides long. RefSeq lists its product as uncharacterized. Bases 1 to 1947 code for a protein of 648 amino acids. The transcript is spliced from 2 exons. The record is from RefSeq and is a predicted model, not a curated record. Lineage: Eukaryota; Fungi; Basidiomycota; Wallemiomycetes; Wallemiales; Wallemiaceae.